AUGUCAGUAGCCAGAGUACAAACAGCAAAGGAGGAAGGACAGGAGUCAUCAGAACAGAUGACCCCUAUUUUGACUACAACAGCAGUGAGAAAAGAUAUUAGCAGGCUGCAGCAGCAGCCACAGACUGACUGGAGCAGUGCUAGAGAUGCCACAAGGCUCACUGAGCAGGAAGCAUACCAGGCUCAUCAAGCUCAGUACAACCAACUGACCCUAUCAACUCAGUCCUCCUCCCAGAGAAUGAAGUACAAUGUGCUGACUCCCUUGCCAAGUACAUCCAGAAGCAAGCAUGAAUUGAGCAUGAGACUGCUAGGGAGGAUGCCCUCUUUGGGUGGUAUCUCUGAGCCCAAGACAGAGCAGACUGGAGGAGGGGCUCAGAGAGCCUUGAGACCUCCACCAUUGAUUGUACUCUUGUCAAUUUCCCUACCUCAUUCUGGGAGUCCAGUACUCCUAUCUUAUCUGAGCCCAACCCAUGGGCAGUACCCUCUGAAGGUGUUAUCCAUGUGGAUGACAUCCACUAAAGGGCAUCACUCAAUUUCAACAAUGACCACCUGCUAUCUUAUGGGACUGACAAUAUCCCAGACUGGGACAGAGACCUACCAAGUCACAGAGGAGACCUUGAGGGCAAUAAAGAGAAUAUUGACUCCACUGGAAAUCUCAAGCAGAUCUUGGACAGAUGCAUCAUGUCUCUCUUUCUCCAACCCCAAUUCUAUAGAAACUCCUGCCAAUAUCACCAAGCAGUUGCAGUGGAAGCAGCAAGGCACAAUGCUGAGGGGCAGCAGCAGUGAAGGUGAGACUCUUCUCCUCACCCUGGAUCUAGUGAUGCUGGACCCAGCAUCCAGCAGCAGCAGUCAGGUUGACCCAGACAUCUAUGAGCUGUGUGACAGUUCUCUCCUUGAGGGGGACAAGAGCAAGAUGGAUGAUGAGAAAGAGUCUGAGGGCAAGGACCCUCUCUCUGACUGA
Messenger RNA from Guyanagaster necrorhizus, 960 nucleotides. RefSeq lists its product as uncharacterized. The transcript has a single exon. Lineage: Eukaryota; Fungi; Basidiomycota; Agaricomycetes; Agaricales; Physalacriaceae. The record is from RefSeq and is a predicted model, not a curated record. The coding region runs from base 1 to 960 and encodes 319 amino acids.